AUGCAGCUUGCCAUUCUUUUUCUACUAGGCCUAGCGUGUCUUACCGGAGCUAGUGCUAGUCCAGCCUCCGAUAGUGCCAGUACUACCGAGCUUGAUGUUCGCCGUACCGAUGGAUAUCGCUCCGUUGCCUACUUUGUCAACUGGGCGAUCUAUAGCCGUAACUUCAAUCCUCAGGACCUCCCAGCCGAUAAACUAACGCAUGUGCUAUACGCAUUUGCUAACGUACACCCGGACACCGGAAUGGUGUAUAUUUCGGAUCCUUGGGCCGACAUAGAGAAGCAUUAUACUACCGAUUCGUGGAGCGAUACUGGAAAUAAUGUUUACGGAUGUGUGAAGCAGCUAUUCCUUCUUAAGAAGAAAAACAGGAAUCUGAAGAUCCUGCUGUCUAUUGGGGGUUGGACUUACUCGGCUAACUUUGCGAUGUCCCUUAGCACUGCUAAGGGUCGUGCGAAUUUCGCUUCCUCCGCUAAAGACCUAGUGAUAAAUCUCGGCUUUGAUGGUAUUGACAUUGACUGGGAGUAUCCCGCGGAUAGCACCCAGGCAGAUAAUAUGGUUGCAACGCUUCAACAAUUACGCUCGGAAAAUAAGAGCCUAGAUACAUAUAGCGCUGCAGAAGAAAGUAAUUAUCACUUUUUGAUUAGCGUUGCAUGCCCAGCCGGACCAGCAAACUACCAAAACCUCCAUAUAUCAGACAUGGACAAGUACCUUGAUUUCUGGAACCUUAUGGCUUACGAUUACUCCGGUAGCUGGGAUACUACCGCCGGCCAUGACGCUAAUAUCUACACCUCGACUAGCAACCCCUCUAGCACGCCCUUUAACACUGACCAGGCCGUCAACUACUAUAUCUCACAAGGAGUGGCAGCUAGUAAGAUUGUUAUAGGCAUGCCACUCUAUGGGCGCUCGUUUUUGAAUACCAAUGGGCCUGGUACGUCUUACAGCGGCGUUGGCAGCGGUAGCUGGGAGAAUGGAGUGUGGGACUACAAGGCGCUGCCCCGGGCUGGGGCAAACGUUAGCUACCUUGACCAACCUAUGGCUAGCUACAGCUAUGAUUCUUCGCAAGGAACGAUGAUUAGCUAUGAUACCCCCCAAGUUGCGCGGAAGAAGGCAGAGUAUAUUAUGUCAAAAGGUCUGGGUGGAGGAAUGUGGUGGGAGAGCAGUAGUGACAAGAAAGGCUCUGAUAGCUUGAUCACGACGGUUACUAACACCUUUGGCGGCGUCGGUGCUCUGGAGCAAGUCGAGAACGAGCUAAGAUACCCGUCCUCCUCUUACGACAACCUAAAGGCUGGAUUUCCUUCCAAUUAA
This is a messenger RNA of Penicillium daleae, 1302 nucleotides long. RefSeq names its product glycoside hydrolase family 18 protein. Gene Ontology annotation, cellular component: extracellular region. The transcript is spliced from 6 exons. Lineage: Eukaryota; Fungi; Ascomycota; Eurotiomycetes; Eurotiales; Aspergillaceae. The record is from RefSeq and is a predicted model, not a curated record. Gene Ontology annotation, biological process: carbohydrate metabolic process; chitin catabolic process. Gene Ontology annotation, molecular function: chitin binding; chitinase activity. The coding region runs from base 1 to 1302 and encodes 433 amino acids.